This is a messenger RNA of Daldinia decipiens, 1629 nucleotides long. RefSeq names its product glycoside hydrolase family 43 protein. Gene Ontology annotation, biological process: carbohydrate metabolic process. NCBI's taxonomy places the organism in Eukaryota, Fungi, Ascomycota, Sordariomycetes, Xylariales, Hypoxylaceae. The transcript has 2 exons. The record is from RefSeq and is a predicted model, not a curated record. The coding region runs from base 379 to 1578 and encodes 399 amino acids. Gene Ontology annotation, molecular function: hydrolase activity, hydrolyzing O-glycosyl compounds.
GUAACGUUGACCUGGGGCUAUUCCGACUGUUCCCUCAUACUGCGAAGGAUUUGACCUGGAUUACCCUAGCUUUUUAUAUAACUUGUUCACCCCACUUGCAUAAGUGAUUUUGAAUCGCGAAUAGGAUUCCAUACCUUAUCCUUAGGCACAUGCUAAGAUGGAGCUGACUGCAGACCGCUUGGGUGAGAUCCGGGCAAGAGCUGGGGAAUAUCAUUCCACAACAUCGGAUCCGCAUGAAAGGAUGGGAAGGCAGAAAGAAGUACAUAAGAUUAACAGGUUCCAUGCGAGUGCGUUCCACUUAGGAGCCUUCCCUCUUGCCUCUCGCCAGUCUAAGCGACACACCAGUAGAAGUUAGAUUUUCUUCCUGGCUACGUCAAAAUGAAGGGCAUUUUAUCCGCUUGGCUUGUAAUCCUCGCUUCUUGCUUGGGUAUAAGUGCUGUCACUGCUCAGGUCUUCGACCCGAACAAGGGCAGCUCAUCGGGAUGGGACCCAGCUGUAGUCGGAACGAAUAAGACAACCAAUGCCACCUUCUCGAAUCCCGUCAUGACUUUCAACGUUGGAGAUCCUUUCAUGACCAAGUAUAGUGCCGACGGCGAGGAUUGGUAUCUUUUCACGUAUACGACGAACUCUAAUAUUACGUUGAAGCGCUCAAGAUAUCUCACCGACAACUGGAACGAUGCCGAGAGCAGGGUCGUCUUCAACCCAGAUCCUACUAGCGGAGAACCGUGGUCGACAAGCUUAUGGGCUCCCGAGAUUCACAAUAUAUCCGGUUCUUGGUAUAUUAUCUUCACUGCUACCUCUGACGGUGACAACCCACCGCCGCUCCUCGACGCCAUGUGCCCGAUUAAUUGUCCCGCAAUCAAUCAUCGUAUGUUCGUUCUUGCAGGUGAUGGGCUCGAUCCUUGGACUUCCAAAUUCGAGAUGAAACCUAUGCUAGAUACUUACGACAUGUUCGCCAUCGAUGGCACAUAUUUCCACUUCGAGGAUAGGCUAUACCAUAUCUACUCUUGCUGGGAGCAAAAGUACUCUUCAUGGCCGGCCAAUUUGUGCAUCACACGCAUGUCGGAUCCGUGGACGAUCAACUCAACGCUUUCCGAACGCCGGAUCAUCAGCACACCAAACGAGCCGUGGGAACAAGUCCCGUAUGGCCGUCCAAUCCGACUUGCGACAAAUGAGGGACCUCAGCAGCUCACGAACCCCAAGACGGGCCAGAACUUCGUCAUAUACUCUGCAGCUCGCGUCAACACGCCAUUCUACUGUCUCGGUAUGCUUGAGCUUGUUGGUAACGACCCAAUGGAGUACCAAUCGUGGAAGAAACACAAAGACGGAUGCGUCUUCCAUCAAAAUACAGCGACGGGCAUUUACGGCACGGGUCACGCAAGCUUCGUCUCUUCGCCUGACGGCUCCGAGGACUAUAUCGUAUACCACGCGCAAACGACACCAAAUCCAGCCUCGGACCUGUUUCGCACGGCUCGGAUACAGAAAUUCACGUGGAACGAGGACGGUACGCCUAAGUUCCCACUCGCGGAGAAUGGGCCCUUCCCUGUUCCGGCUGGGCAGCAAGCUCUCACACAUUAAUAGACGAUAAGAGUUAUGAUAGAAUAUAUAUUUGCAUAAUAGAUAAUAACG